Messenger RNA from Labeo rohita (rohu), 3357 nucleotides. It is a transcript of the gene egfl6, whose product is annotated as EGF-like-domain, multiple 6. Gene Ontology annotation, cellular component: membrane. The coding region runs from base 68 to 1711 and encodes 547 amino acids. Lineage: Eukaryota; Metazoa; Chordata; Actinopteri; Cypriniformes; Cyprinidae. The transcript is spliced from 13 exons. The record is from RefSeq and is a predicted model, not a curated record. Gene Ontology annotation, molecular function: calcium ion binding.
AUCAAACUAGGAAACACAAACAGAAGAGAAAAGGACGGCGCAGAAAUAAAGAGGACUGUUUUAAAACAUGAAACAUCUGACGUGGAUCAGCGCUCUGUCAUUCCUGCUUUAUUUCUCUUCAGGAUCUGCAGAUUACAGGCAAAAGCGUCAGAUCCCAACGAGGAGUUUGGCAGGCGUUUGCCGAUAUGGCAGCAGACUGGAGUGUUGCUAUGGAUGGAAGAAAAACAGCAAAGGACACUGUGAAGCUCAGUGUGACCUGGGCUGCAAACACGGCGAGUGCGUCGGCCCCAACAAAUGCAAGUGCUUCCCCGGAUACACCGGAAAGACGUGUAGUCAAGAUCUGAAUGAGUGUGGUUUAAAGCCUCGGCCCUGUGAACAUCGUUGUAUGAACACUUUUGGUAGCUAUAUGUGCUACUGCUUAAACGGAUACAUGCUGAUGCCAGAUGGCUCCUGUGCAAACUCGAGGACAUGUACUCUGGCUCAUUGUCAGUACGGCUGUGAGGAGGUGCAGGGUGAGGUCCGCUGUCUCUGUCCGUCUCCUGGCCUGCAGCUGGGAUCUGAUGGAAAGACCUGUGUGGACAUUGAUGAAUGUGCAACUGGUAAAAACCAAUGUCCUUUUAACCGUCAGUGCACCAACACGUUUGGAAGCUACUACUGCAAGUGUCAGACGGGUUACGAUCUCAAAUACGUCAAUGGAAAAUACGACUGUGUUGAUAUAAAUGAAUGUGUGUCCAACACACAUAAGUGCAGUCAUCACGCCGAGUGCAUCAACACUCAUGGAUCCUAUAAGUGUAAAUGCAAGCAGGGUUUCCGUGGCAGUGGAUUCGAUUGUUCAGUCAAGCCUUUUUAUCACAGAUCUUGGGAAAGUGAGAAAGGAAAUGCACAUCCGUUUCUCAACGCUAUUCCUGAUUUCCCCUCCAAAACUCGUAUUUUGGGCGGCAAGUUUGACAACACCAUCCCCGAGCCUGCUGUGACCGAAUCGCCACGACACCACCUGCAACCCUUCGACUACGACGGCGAGGUCUACGUAGGCCCUCCAGAGAAGACACCUGUGUUUCCAGGGGAGGAGAAGUUUUAUGAUGAAGAAGAGGAAGAGGAGGAGGAAGAGGAGGACGACACGGGAAACCAGCUGGAGGGCGAGGAGCUGAACCCCAGAGGAGACGCUUUCUUUCCAGAUGAUUUUGUUCCCAUUUACGAUCCAGAAUCAGAGCCGAAGGAGAUCCAGGCAGCGCCGCUGAAGGAAAGAUUCCUGACAGACUGUGAUUUUGAUCGUGGUGCGUGUGAAUGGGUGCAGGACAAUGAAGACGAUCUGGACUGGACCAUCAAAUAUCAUGAAAACGGAAGGGAAUAUUACUUGGCUCUCGACGGUCCGGUCGGGAACAGGAAGGAGCAGGCGCGUAUGAAGCUGCUUCUUGAUGAUUACAUGCGUCAGAGCAGCUUCUGUCUGAAAUUUGAUUAUCGCAUUCUGGGGCUUAACAUGGGUGUCUUAAGAGUGAUGCUGGACAACAGCGCCGUCGUUGUCUGGGAGAAACGAAACCCUCUCAACCACAGCUGGCAGUCAGAAAAGAUCACCAUUAACUGGACAGAAAACACUCCAGAGGCCAUCAUCUUUGAGGGAGAGCGUGGGAAGUCAGUAAGCGGAGAGAUCGGUCUGGAUCACGUGGUUCUGAUCUCAGGACCCUGUUUGGAUGAUAAAGCCGACAUCUUUUAACAGCGUCACAAAGGACAUCAUUUAGUUUGUGACUUUUUUAACCAUCGCAACAACAACAAAUAACAGAUUUAGCUGUUGGUCAGCUUUCAUAAUAAGCAGGUACAAACUGCAGGAAAAUAAGGAGAAUUACAUUUAUGUAAGUGUUAUUGCUAUUAUGUUUUCUGAUUGUAGGUAGAUAUCAGUCAAUAUUUGUAUGAUUAUAUAAACAUUGUAACAUUAUAAUGGCUGUACAUUUUGCUUUACAUUAAAAUAUUUUAAUAGAUUUACCAAUUUUACAUUUAUGUUCAAAGGGUUCUUUAAUAAUACAUAAUUUCAAAUCAAUAACUCUGCCGAGACUCAUUGUAAAGAUGACAGCAUCUUGUUCAUUUUCUCUAUAAAGAAAUUAAUAUUUGCCAACCUUCUUUGAAUUAUAUCUAAAAAUAAAUAAAUACAUUAUAAAUUAUUUAAUAAAUAAAUGUUGACCCAUAAUACUAAUUAGACACUAUACUGAAUUUAACAAGGCUGUGAGAGCUACAUUUACAUACUGAUGGAAAAAACAGAUCUUUUCGAAGCUUUGAAUCAGUUGAACCAACUGCUUCACAAAUUGAUUCACUGUUUCGAAGCCCUCAUGCUGGAGUAAAUGCAAUGAAAACUCAGGCCAAGCAUGCAUACAAACAGCUUUUACAAACCCAUUGCAAAUGUUUUAUUGAAAGUAUAAUAAAUGCAAUUAACAAUUUAUCAACUACCAUUAAAAAUGAAGUGUCUGUACAACGUGUUUUGGCGAUUUACUACGCAGACGCGUGACACAGAGGAGCUUCAUCAUCAAUGCAAUGGCUCAUCUAAGAUUCUCAGAUUCUUCCAAUGCUAUUGUUUAACAUGAAAAAUACUGUUUUGAGAUACACUACUGCUCAAAAAUCAGUACGAUUUUAAUGUAUUUUUAUAGUUUGAUCAAAAAGACAGAUUCAAAUGUUAUAUUGUGAAAUAUUAUGAUGUAAAACAAUGUUCUUCUGUUUUAAUAUACAUUAAAAAUCGAAUUUAUUUCUGUGAUCAAAGCUGAAUUUUUCAGCAUCAUUACUCCAGUCUUCAGUGUCACAUGAUCCUUCAGAAAUCAUUCCAACAUACAGAAUUAUUAUGUGUUGGAAACAGUUGCUUAUUUUUUAGGAUUCACUGAUGAAUAAAAAGUUAAAAAGAACAGCAUUUAUUUAAAAUAUAAAUCUUUUCUAAUAAUAUACACUACUGUUCAAAAGUGUAGGGUCAGUAAAUUUGUAUUCUUUCACUUUUUGAAAGAAAUUAAUACUUUUAUUCACCAAGGAUGUGUUAAAUUGAAUAAAAAGUGAUACAAGUGAUAGAUUUACAUUGUUAGAAAAAAUUUAUAUUUUAAAUAAAUGCUGUUCUUUUAACUUAUUCAUCAAAGAACGUUCCAAAAAAGAAGGUUCCAAAAAAUCUGGCAGCACAACAUUGAUCAUUUUAAUAAUAAAUCAGCAUAUUAGAAAUAUUUCUGAAGGAUCAUGUGACACUUAAGACUGGAGUAACAGCUGAGGAAAAUCAGAAGAUAGAAGAUCCAUUUUUGGUUCCACAAAGAACCAUUCAGUCAAUCUCUUUCUUAUGUUUUUAUGAUCUGAAGAACCUUCUUUCACCACAAAAAAACUUUUUGUGAAACAGAACGG